UCAUGGCCGGCGCGCAGCGGGCGCGCCCCGCCGCUGCGGCGUUGGGCCCCUCCGCGCGGCGGCGCGACAUGCGUUGACAGAUGUAUUUAAAGCGGCCGGCGGGCGGCAUCGCCUUCUGCCUCUUCUACGUGGCCUCCUGCUUCACCAACAAGUACGUCCUGUCUGUCCUGAAAUUCACCUACCCUACCCUUUUUCAAGGAUGGCAAACAUUAGUUGGUGGACUUCUGCUGCAUGUCUCCUGGAAGCUGGGAUGGGUGGAGAUAAACUUAUGUUCAAGGUCUGAUGUCCUGUCAUGGCUUCCUGCUUCAGCACUUUUUGUGGGCGUUAUUUACGCUGGCUCCAGGGCACUGUCUAGAUUGCCAAUUCCGAUGUUCCUUACAGUACACAAUGCAGCAGAAGUUAUAACCUGUGGGUUCCAGAAGUUUGUGCAGAAAGAGCAGACAUCUCUUCUGAAAGUCUGUAGUGCAUUGUUUCUUCUGGUAGCAGCAGUAUGCCUUCCUUUAUGUGACACCCAGUUUGAUCCAAAUGGUUAUUUAUGGGCUUUUAUUCACUUGGUCUGUCUUGGGACUUACAAAGUAUUUCACAAGUUAUGGAAACCUAGCUCUCUAAGUGACCUGGACCAGCAGUACAUCAACUAUAUAUUCAGUGUGAUGCUGUUGGCCUCUGCAUCCCAUCCAGCAGGUGAUCUCUUCAGUGCCUUGGACUUUCCAUUCCUGUACUUCUACAGAUUUCAUAGCAGCUGCUGUGCUAGUGGACUGUUGGGAUUCUUUCUGAUGUUGCACUCAGUGAAACUAAAAAACAGCACAACCUCAGGGCAAUAUGCAGCAUGGAGUUUCCUUGCAAAGGUUAUCACUGCUAGCUUAUCACCGUUCUUCUUUAUCAUGACAGCCAAUGUACUAACAAUUUCUUGCCUUGUGAUCGGUGGAGUUGGAGAAGCUUUGCUUGUUUAUACUGAACGGACGGGCACAUAAAGAGGAACCGUAUCUCACCAGCUGGAAAAGAGCUGACUUGCAGCUUAAAUUCUAGUAUGCAGUGGCAAGAAUGAUGAAAUGCAACCAAACACAAGGAAAGAGACUCACUGUUUUUUUAUUAUUAUUAUUAUUUUAUUAAGAAGGGGAAAAUACGCUAUUAAUAGUGCUGGUAAGAGAACAGCAUAGUUGGUAGGUUGACUAGGAGGCUUUGCCUCAAAGCACAAGACAAAAGCUAUUUCUGAUUGAUGAAGUAAAGGAAAAACUACACUAUCUCAUUCUGAUGGCUCUGUGUGAGAACCUCUCAGUAGCAGCUUCUUGCACAGGGAUCUGAACUCAGGAAAAGCAGCAUUCCUCACUGGAUACCCUCAUUUUUUGUUGGAGGCUGACAGCAGGUUGUACCAAGCAAUGUCAGAAUCUAGAUCCUGCCAUGAAUUGAGUGUCAGGAAGCAAGGAUUUUGUUCCCAGCGGUUCUGUAGCAGCAACCUACCACGCACAGUUCUCUAGUCACGUUGUCUGAACUACCACGAUGACUGAGGCCGUGGAACUUCUGAAGAUAGUUCCCUUCUGCGAUUGUGGCAGAUUGACAGCUUUGCUGAGUGGGGAAAUGAGCAAUAAAUCUCAUUGUCUGUA
Molecule: messenger RNA, 1601 nt
Organism: Rhea pennata
Lineage: Eukaryota; Metazoa; Chordata; Aves; Rheiformes; Rheidae
Gene: SLC35D4
Product: transmembrane protein 241
Exons: 15
Coding region: 81-971 (296 amino acids)
Cellular component (GO): Golgi apparatus
Molecular function (GO): antiporter activity; GDP-fucose transmembrane transporter activity
Source: RefSeq, a predicted model, not a curated record